CAACUAUUUUGUGAUAACCCCCCUCCAUAAAACCACAGCCUUAACAAGGUUAAAGGCCAUAACGAACAAUUUUAUUAGAACUCAAAUCUAUUUAAAAAUGGCGGGUCAAAGCGCGCCAAGACAAGCCAGAGUCUGUGAAAAGGCAGACAUAAGAGCAUAGGAAGCAGGGUUUUAACAGAAUGCAUUACCCCUGCUAUCAUCCUAAAUGAUGGCAUUGAAGCAAAGUGAAAUCACUUCUUUCUUAAAACCUUCUGGGCGCAGUUCAGUUUUUUCAUCAGAGCACACCUGUUUUCCUGAAGGGGCGGGGGUUUCAACUUCAACAUUCGAUUCGUCGAAGAUUUCCGUUACUUAUCACAGACGUACUGCAAAGCCUGCUGAAAACAGGAACGAUGGAAUAGACUUUGAGACAAGCAUUUUAUCCAAGGAGGACACUUUUGCUAAAGAUCCUAUCAAGGAUGCAAACAAUCAGGAGUCUAUAGAGUUGAGCUUGGCCGUUACACAUUCUAGACCUACAGUUGUCUUGGAGACUCCAAGAAAGGAAGUUUAUCUAGAGAAGAAACCAGGCCAGAAAAGAGUAUCUGGCCAGUACUUUCUGGAGUUGGGUCAGCCUGAUUUCUUUCUCUCUACUUGUAUUGUUUGUGGGCUUCAAUAUUCCCGGGGAGAUGAUGAGGAUGAAAAGGUUCACAAGUCCUUUCAUAGAAAGCAUCUUCAGGGAGUUCAGUUUAAGGGUUGGCAUAAUGAACGAAUUGUCAACCUGUUUGAUGGCGAUGAUCGUAUCAUUUUGGUCUUGAACAGUGAUCCUUCUCAUCAUCAGCACAAAGUGCAGGAAGUUGUAGCAAUAAUGGAAAAAGAAAUGGGCCUCACUAAGGAAUGGCUUCUUCACAGAUUUUGUAAGGUUUAUCUGUUUAUAUCCUCUAAGAAAAUCAUUGGUUGUCUUGUAUCCGAACCUAUCAAUUAUGGAUAUAGAACUGUUCCAGAAAAAUCUCUCACAAAUUCCAAAGAAAAACAUUGUAAUAUAGUUGAUGGCACUCCCAAAGAAAUCUCUGAUGAUUUUAAGGAUGAAAGCACCUUGACAACCACUUCUGCAAGUCCUAAUGUUUCAUAUACAAAAAAUGAAAAUCAGAAAAUAAUAGACAAUGAGAAUGAUGCCAAGAGAAGAAAGCACACUUGUACGGUGAUGCAGUUUGGAAAUAUUAAGUUUGAAAGAAAAACCUUUAAGAAUACACGGGCAACUAGAGAUAGCAGUAUCAGUGAGAAAGAUCAAAGAGGAGCAAUUGUUUGUAGUGAGGUUCCAGAACCGGCAGUUUGUGGAGUGAGAGGAAUAUGGGUUUCACGGUCAGAAAGGAGGAAGGGAAUUGCUACAAAGCUUCUGGAUACCAUGCGGAGAACAUUCUCUCUGGGAUAUGUCUUGGAGCCUUGCAAAUGUGCUUUCUCUCAACCGACAUUUGAUGGAAAAGCUUUUGCAGCCAAUUACUGCAAAACCGACUUAUUUCUGAUUUAUAAAACAGGCAUCAAUGAAACCUAACUUGUUCUCAUUGUCAUAAUCUUGAAAUAGGCCAGGUUCUCAAUAUGUGAGAUUACUUAGAAGAUAACAGGGAAAGUAUGUGGUUAUAUCAUGGUCUGUCUUAAUCCUCGAAGCUAGUUGGCAUGAGGCUAUUUUUGUCGGUUGUAUAGAUAGUAAGGAACUUCAAAACUAUAAACGUAUUGUUCCUUUAUUCUUUGGAAAUAGGACAUUGUUGCUAAAUAUUUCAACAAUGAUUAAAAUCUAGAAUAUCAACAAUGCGAGGUAAUGCAAAUGAUACCCAGGUCUUAUUUUCUGAGUGUCUUUUUCUAAAACAUUGAGAGCCCAUCUUGUUUUGUCCAUUAUGACCUCUAUAAAUAUCUUUAUCUUU
Molecule: messenger RNA, 1892 nt
Organism: Cryptomeria japonica (Japanese cedar)
Lineage: Eukaryota; Viridiplantae; Streptophyta; Pinopsida; Cupressales; Cupressaceae
Product: protein CHROMOSOME TRANSMISSION FIDELITY 7
Exons: 7
Coding region: 206-1525 (439 amino acids)
Biological process (GO): mitotic sister chromatid cohesion
Cellular component (GO): chromatin; nucleus
Molecular function (GO): protein-lysine-acetyltransferase activity
Source: RefSeq, a predicted model, not a curated record